Molecule: messenger RNA, 312 nt
Organism: Symbiodinium natans
Lineage: Eukaryota; Dinophyceae; Suessiales; Symbiodiniaceae
Source: the annotation of a GenBank genome assembly
AUGCGUUUGGAGGAGUCCGCGCUGCAGCGCUUCCUGGAAGGAUCGCUUCCUCGGGCCAGGUUUUCGACAAGUUUGUUUUGUUUUUUCGACAUCUCCAGACUUUCAAGAGAAAGUCUUGGGCAAGGGACAGGGAAGAAAUCCCGCAAGGGACGAAGAGUGGAGGACGCAAACCCUGAACACAAGGUCUACUUGCAGCUGGGGUCGGUGAUGGUCGUGGUGCAGGCGUGCGAAUCCAGCCGCCUGGCCCGCAACUGGGUGGCCGUUUCCGGGUCGGCGAUGACGACAAAGCAUGCCAGUCCGCAAGGAAGCUGA